Peromyscus californicus insignis is the source of this 8137-nucleotide messenger RNA. RefSeq names its product adhesive plaque matrix protein-like. Bases 4419 to 5438 code for a protein of 339 amino acids. The transcript is spliced from 2 exons. The record is from RefSeq and is a predicted model, not a curated record. NCBI's taxonomy places the organism in Eukaryota, Metazoa, Chordata, Mammalia, Rodentia, Cricetidae.
ACACACACACACACACACACACACACACACACACACACACCAUUCUCAUUUGUUUUUUCUUCUCAUUGCUGUCCCAGGACCCACUGCCACCUCUGGCUUACUCUCCAACUUCCCCAAGAUACUCCUGAAACUUCUGCUUUCUUAUUAUGUACUCCAUUAUACUCCCUUUUCCCACACUUAAAAGUUCUUUCUCUUCCAUGACCUCCUUUCUCAUUCCAUGACCUCAGAUAAUAAGUAAAUAGACACACAUACAAUUUUAAAAUAUAGUUCUUUAUUUGGGAGAAAAACAGAAUGCACUUGUGAUUCUGAUUCUGGCUUAUUUUUGCUUAACACAAGCUUCCCCUUUUCUAUAUGCCAAAAAUAAACUUGCUGAGAAAGAAAUUGGUGUGUUGCGGGGAAUCCCAUUCACAAGAGCAAAAGUAAUACCUUGGAAUAAAUCUAACCAAGAAGGCAAAAGAUUUUCACAGUGGAAACUUUAAGAUGCUGAAGGAAGAAUUAAAGAAAACACUAGAAGAUUGAAAGCCCUCCCAAGCUUAUGAAUUGGCAGGAUUAAUGUGGAAAAAUAGCCAUAGUACCAAACAACAUCUGACUACAUAAUUUUGUGCUUGUCUUGAAUGUCCUUGUGUUCCCAGCAAAUUCAAAAGGUUAUCGAUGGGUGAGCUGAUGCAAUCCUGAAGGUUUUGCCCAUGCAGGUAGGUUGACGGUUCUCCUCCUUCAGUGUUUAAUGUUGUUUCACAGCUUUGUGUUUUGACAUCUUUAUUGUGUCACAGGGAAGCUCUUUUCUGGUGAGGCUCAUUUGGAUCUCUAAAUGUCUCUUGUGUUUGUCUUUUCCUACAUUUUGGACUUUUUCUGUUAUAGUUUUAUUGAACAGAUUCUCUCUAUGCCUUUAGUACUUACUGUGUGUGCGUGUGUGCGUGCGUGCGUGCGUGCGUGUGUACAUAUAGCCCCUUUCUUCUAUCUCAUGGAUUCUUAGGCUUGGUCUCUUGAUUGUAUCCCAGAAUUCCUGGAAAUUGCAAUCUUGCUCUUUUUUUUUCCUUUUUGAUGUUCAAAUUUAGUAUUCCAUCAGUCGUUUUCUCUAUCCCAGAUAUUCUUUCUUCUGCUUGGUCAAUUUUUUUGGUGACAAUUUAAGUGGUUUUUAAAAAUUCAUUUGGCUUUUUUCAUAUCAGCAUUUCUAUUUUUCUGUCCAAAAAAAAAUCUCAAUUUCAUUUCUGACUUUUUCUUUCAUUGCUGACUUUUUCAUCAAUAUUGCUGGUUGUCUCAUCUAUUUUGCUGACUUUUUUCUUUAUGGUAAUGACUUUCUUCUUGGGCCUGGGUUGAAUCCAUCCACUUAUUUGUAUGCUGUUUGAGACCACUGAGGAUUUUUACUAGAAAACUUUAAAAAUCUCCAUCUGGUGUUUUACCUAUUUUGGCAUCUAUCAGUUCAGUAUUUGAGUAGUGACCUCCUCGUGGAGAAAUUUUCUAUAGCCCCUCAUUGUCAUGUUUCUUAUGUGUCUGGGUUAUGAUCUGCUGGUUUGGCCAUCUCUUCCAACUGUGUGUGUGUGUGUGUGUGUGUGUGUGUGUGUGUGUGUGUGUGUGUGUGUGUGUGUGUUUGUGUGUCUUAUUGAGCAACCCAGAAGGCUUAAUUCUCAAUGCUGUUUGAGGAGAAAACAAACUCCUACCACAGUAACCAUGCCAUCAAUACACUCAACAUCAUUCACAGAUCACGAACACAUUGCCAGUGACCGUGGAACCCAAACGGCGAAGCCGCUGCAGAAGGUACUCUGGAGUUACAUUAUUUCGGGCCAGUGUGGAAAUCAUAAAUGCACCAGAUGACGUGCUGGAUAGUGGAAGGGGAGACACAGAGCAGAAGGGGGUUUAAAUAAAGGAAGGAGAGAAAAGAAGAGUGGGGGAGAAGGCUGUGGGGAGGAAAACGAAAGAGCAGAAUGUUAGAAUACAAGGCCUUUCCAAUCACGAAAAAAGUUCAAAUACAAACUCAGAUAAACAAAAGGAAGAGGAUAAAAAAGGAAACCACAAAUAUUUAAAAAAAUAAGGUAAAGUCAAAACACUACUCUUUGUAAAGGAAGGAGAGGGAGGAAAUGAGGGAGGCAAAGACAAGCCAAGGCGGCGGGGGUGGGGACAACAGUAUUACCCAAUAAUGAAAAAAAUGUGUAUCAUAGUUAGAUGAGUGCAUAAAGAAGACUAACCAAGAAAAACACAGAAAUUACAAAGUACAAAAACAUGAAAAUACUGCUUAAAGUGUCAUAAAGAAGGUCAGAGUAACAGUGAAGGACACAGGGCAGAUGCUGGAGCUGCUUCUGAGUCCUUGAAAGUUGGAGACGUACAGUGAACUUGUGGGCACUUGUUCGCCCCACGGUUCAUGCUGUCACUGAGUCUGCACUGGACACUGAUGUCUGUCAGAGCGCUCUCUUCUUUAGAAGUUUCCCUUUGCGAUGCAGGGGUCUCUCCUGCCACACUUUACCCUUUAGGAACUGGGCACACUCUCUUCAGACUCCCCGGAUUAGAUACCCUGGGGUGGUUCAUGUUUUAGCUUCGAUAUCCCCUACGUGUGUCAGGAAUGUGGGAAGCCACAGCGGCACUGGGUCCGCCCAGGUGUCUGCACUUUCAAGACCUUCUGAGCGUCAAUCAUCCUGUUGGAAGGGUGCCGGCCUCUGUGUGUUUCACGUACAUCCCUGGACCUUCACAAAAGAUGGACAGAUGGCUCCACAUGUUAAUCUACCUGUUUGUCUCAGGGUCAGAGCUAUCAAAAGCUAAGUGAUUCUUGGAUGAUGAGGCCUGCCCCAAGUCUCUUCCCCUGGGCACUUCCCAGCUUGAGCAGAGUCUCCUACUGUGUGUCUUUUGGGGCCAUCUAGUCUUUCUGCUUUCACAACUGCUGGUCUAGGCCUUUUCUCACCCAAGGACUGUGGCGGAACCAACUGAGGCUCCCUGGCCUGUGGUCAUUCCCUGAUCUUAUAUUACAUCCCCAGGGUAGCUCAGUGUGUGUGUGUGUGUGUGUAUACAUGUAUGUGUGUAUGUGAAUGUGUGUAUAUAUGUUUAUGUUAAUGUGUGUGUUAUGUGCACAUGCAGAGGCAAAGACUGACUUCAUUUUUCAUUCUCUGUUCUCUCACCGAACCUAAGGCUCUCUGUUCGGGCUAGAUUAGCCUCUGGUCCACUAUCGUACUCGGGAUGAGGUGAACACUUUUAUUCUUCUGCACUUUGGGGCUCAUCAGAUUGAGGGAGCAAAGACUGAAGUGAAAUCGAACUGAACCUGAAUUAUAGCGAGAAAUGAAGAUUCUAAAUGCCCAUGAUCUGCCCCUGGAGUGUUCUCUGCCUCGUAGCCAUGUUCAGCCAGUGCUCAUCCGUGUAACUGAAUCUCAUGCUUAGAUUUCUGUAUCUUCCGUAAGAUGAAUGAGAGGUAAUAGAAUGGAAUUGAGUGCUCAGUGUAUGUGUGAUGAUUGGGGUCAGUUUGGCUCCUUCUGGAGAUGGUAGUGUGGAGUAGUGAUGGCCCUUCAGCCUUUGCUUUUCUCUGGUGACUGAGGUGAGAACAAGCACUCUCACAGAACUGCCAGCCUUCACGCCACCCUUAAACACUAGCUUAUUCUGACACUUCGAUAAGCGUUUUACUGGUGUCAGCUUUAUGAUGGACUGUUUGACAUCAAACCCUGCAAUUAAGCUUUGCUUUUUACAGUCAAAUAACAAGGGUUCAGUUUGGCUUCAUUUUGCUGUUUUAUUGGUUUUGAGUUAGUCCACAGCAAUGAGCAACUGCCACCCUCAUCCACCCAAUGUUGAUUGACUGUGGUUUUUGGCUUGGAGAGAUAUUGUGGUGCUUUUCCUGGGGCAGGAACAAACGUUCGUUCACUCCAGAUAGGGCACCAAUGACACAGCAAACAAACGGUUCCACCCAAGUUGAGUUUGGUGAGCCAAUGAGUUUACUAGAUUUACUUAAGGGAUCCUGGAUGAGGGGUUACUUACAGGAGCCCGAUGAAGGGUUCCAGGAGCCUAUGUGGCCCCCCAAAAGCUGCAUUGUCAAAAACUCCCACUCCACAAUGGUAAUAGUCUCCUGAAAGCUACAUAAAUGCAAUCCCCUUCAGUUAACCUUUACUUGCUAUAUAUUCAAACACCUCCUGAGUUGGGGGAGGCUGCGGGAGGGAGGGAGUGGUUGGGAUCUCUGGUGAGGGUCUAAUGACUCUCCCUGUCUCCCCCUUCUGAGAGAACAUCCACAGGACUGAUCUUGUGAAGGUCUCAUGGAUGUAACCACACAUGCCCCGUGAGGAUAGUUCUAGCCACAUUAUGCCUGGAGGGAACGGGCCACACAGGAGAAUUGCUUUUUCUAUUAGCAAAAUGUUGGAGAAUAUAAACUUUCACUAGAAGCAGAAUAAUCCUUUUUUAAAGAAAUAAUAAAAAAUACAAAUGAAGGCAAAGACUGCCAUUUCAUAAAAUCAAUGGAUUUAGCUUGCCUUCCUUUCCUCCUUCCUUCCUUCCUUCCUUCCCUCCUUCCUUCCUUUCCUCCUUCCUUCCUUCCUUCCCUCCUUCCUUCCUUCCUUCCUUCCCUCCUUCCUUCCUUCCUUCCUUCCUUCCCUCCUUCCUUCCUUCCCUCCUUCCUUCCUUCCUUCCCUCCCUCCUUCCUUCCUUCCUUCCCUCCUUCCUUCCUUCCCUCCUUCCUUCCUUCCCUCCUUCCUUCCCUCCUUCCUUCCUUUCCUCCUUCCUUCCUUCCCUCCUUCCUUCCUUCCUUCCCUCCUUCCUUCCUUUCCUCCUUCCUUCCUUCCUUCCCUCCCUCCUUCCUUCCUUCCUUCCUUCCUUCCUUCCCUCCUUCCUUCCUUCCCUCCUUCCUUCCUUCCUUCCCUCCCUCCUUCCUUCCUUCCUUCCUUCCUUCCCUCCUUCCUUCCUUCCCUCCUUCCUUCCUUCCUUCCCUCCCUCCUUCCUUCCUUCCUUCCCUCCUUCCUUCCUUCCCUCCUUCCUUCCUUCCCUCCUUCCUUCCUUCCUUCCCUCCUUCCUUCCUUUCCUCCUUCCUUCCUUCCCUCCUUCCUUCCCUCCUUCCUUCCUUCCUUCCCUCCUUCCUUCCUUCCUUCCUUCCUUCCUUCCUUCCUUCCUUCCCUCCCUCCCUCCUUCCUUCCUUCCUUCCUUCCUUCCUUCCCUCCCUCCCUCCCUCCUUCCUUCCUUCCUUCCUUCCUUCCUUCCCUCCUUCCCUCCUUCCUUCCUUCCUUCCCUCCUUCCUUCCCUCCUUCCCUCCUUCCUUCCUUCCCUCCUUCCUUCCUUCCUUCCUUCCCUCCUUCCUUCCUUCCUUCCCUCCUUCCUUCCUUCCUUCCUUCCCUCCUUCCUUCCUUUCUUCCUCCCUUCGUCCUCCUCUGUUUUCUUCAUCCUCCUUUCCUCCAUUCCUCCCCUCAGUUUGUUUUUUCUUCCUUUUCUUUAAGAGUUAUGGAACAGUUCUAAGUGUCAAAACCCAGCAUACACCCCUCUCCUAAGUUGUGUGCACAUUGUAAAAAUGGUCCCGAGGCUGUUUGAUGCUUGCUUUUGAUUUCCUUAUUCUCUCCCCGUUCCUGCAGUGUCUAGUUGACAGUUAUUGCAGCCUUUGCCACCUUCCCUGCCCAUAAUAUCAUAAACACUUCUUUUCUCCCUGCAAGGCAGCACUUAGUUUACCUCUGUCCUGAUUGUUUUCAGGCUUUCAGUAGGCUGUGGGUGCCUUUAUACACAACGCUUAAUCCUCUUUUAGAAAGGGAGAUGAUGGGUUAAGAACUAGUGGACUCCCUUAAAAUUGAGACUCCUAAAAGCCACUGAGCAGCAGCAGCAGCAGCAGCAGCCGUUACCACCGUCACUCCCUUAUUUAUCAUUGCAGACGGCUAGUAUUGACCUUUUAUGGUCUGAAUGUUUGUGUCCCUCCAAGCUUGGCAAGUUGAACCAUAAUCUGAAGGUGACAGUAUUAUGAUGUGUUGCCUUUUGGGACAUGGUUGGUCAUGACAUCAGGGUUCAGGAAGGGAAUCUGUAUCCUUAUGAAAGGAGUGGUCCCCAGCUCCAUCUUGUUACUGUGCACCUUCAUCCAAAAUGUUGAAGAAGAGUCUUAUAGCCUUCAGGUUUAAGUUCAUGUGAGGACCUAGAGAGGAUGGCCAUAUAUGAGUCAGAAAGAAGGCUUUCAGCAGGCAUCAACCUGACUUGGACUCUGGAGUGCUUAGCCUCUAGACUCAUGUGAAUCACCUAGCCUAAGGUUCUGUGCUAGGAACCUGACUGACAGAGACAUGUAUGUGGCUGUAAACAUUACCACUGUGACCAACCACCUUCUUUUUUCUCUUUAAUUGCUUCUUGGGAAGAGGAAACUUUGCUAAUGGAGGUCAACUCUUCGAACAGCAAUGUUGCACUCAACAAACAUGGAAAGAAUGAGAAAAAGCACAGUAUAUGUCUUAACUCCUUAACUCAAGCUUGUCAACCCAACGUAAUCAUCAUUACUAGAUGCUAAAGUAAUUAUGAGUUUCACAGGGUGCUUUUAACAACAGAUUACUUCCUAGCCAUGAGAGGAGAGGGUAUCUACAUAACAGGGAAGUCAGGCUGCUGCCACCUAUUGAUAGAUCCACUUGGCAUCUCUGAAAUGGGUCCAUCUUGCUAACGUGUGUCUUCUGGAGUGAAGUACAUUUAUCCAAAAAUUCGAACUGGAAUCUGACAGCUUUCAGAUUUAAUUUCUGUUUUACUGGAAGUUUAGAAGGUAAAGGAAAACAUUACAUAACACUAUGAUAAAGGAAUAAGAAAAACCCAGGAUGUGGGAUAUUCUGAAGAACAAUCCCCUCGCGUGAGGAAAUCUCUGGAGGUAAGGGGUAUACUUAUAAUAAGUAUGUGGUGAUGGGUCAUUCAUAGUGUCGACUUAUGCCCCAAUUCAUCCACUUGUAUGUAUCAAGUAUGGACAGAUUUGUAUAUAUAAAUUAUAAUUCAAUAAAGCUGUUAAAAUAGAUGCUUGAGAUAUUAUAUCCAGUUACUGGAAUAAGGCCUGCUAUGUACUUGAAAAAGAUGUUGUGGAGAAAGUUGGAAAAAGCUAAAUAUUAUAAGUAAGCAAAUAAAUAAAUAAAUAAAUAAAUGUGUGUGUGUGUGUGUGUGUGUGUGUAUGUGUGUGUUAUCACAUACAAUUCUUUUAUGCUAUAUUUUGAUCAUGCUUUCUCCUCCUCCAGUUUCUCCUAGAUCCUCCCCACCUCCCUGCCCACCUAAUUUUAUGUUCUCUCUCUAAAAUCAAAUAAACAACAACAACAACAACAACAAAACCCAUAUCUUAAGGAACCUUGAGUGUGUUAGUCAGGAACUGUCCAUCUAGCAUUGCACCUGAUCUUAAACAAAAUUUGCUUGUGAUUGUCCCCAGUGGGUGCCUGUGCGUGCAGCUGUUUCCGUAUGUCCCUCUGCCUCCCCCACCCUGGUGUUUUGGUUAAUGAUUACUGACAAGCAAUGGUUUGCAGAGCAAUUUGGAGGAGUACUGCUGUGGCUUCCAUGGCUUUAUUGUAUCCUUUGUGUAAUAUUGUCUUCUGAAAUCCUUCCUUCCUGGUGCUCUGAAAGCUGACAGCCCUCAGGGUGCCAUGACAGUGCUAGAUGUCAUGGAGAAGCUGGGAGUGUGAUGUCUCUUCUGCUCUCUGCUGUUUUAUUGUAUUUUAAUGGAGCAGCACACUUCUUGAACCCAUGGUUCACAGAAGUAUAUUGUAUGCACUAACUAUAUUUGAGAUCCAACUCAGACAGCUAGACUUCCUUAUUGCAUUCAAGGCAGUCAUUCAAUCACAGAAUUUAGAGUUAGAAUGGGUAGCAAAAAAGUCACCUACUUUAAUUGGGUAAUAUGAUACUAUUGGUAUCAUUGGUAGCCAUGAUUUUCAAACUUUAGCAUGCUUUAUAAUCAUAUAGAGAGCUUUCUAACAAGUGUGUCACAGUGCAUCACCCCAGGAUCCAUUUUCAGACCUGGCAUAAGAUGUUGAAAGCCUGACUCACAUCCCACCACCUUCAUUCAGCAGGGAUAUGAUUUCCCUAUUUGUUCAUUAUCUCGAUAAUCCCAAACCAAGCACACCACACAGCUGUUGACCAUUAUGAAACAAACCUCAACAUCAUGGUCAUGUUAAUAGGUUCUCCAAUCACAAAUGUUUUAUUUAAAGCAACAAACUCACACCCUUAGCAGGAAACCCAAAAGAUAACACUGUUUGGACCUUAA